AUGGCCUGGUGGCGCGCGAGGGUGGUCGCGCCCGUGCACCGCGCCUGGCUCGCCGUCGCCGCCGCGCGCGCGCGCGUCCGCAAGGGCGAGUGUGGCAUCCUGAGCCUUCACCAGGACGUGCAGACCUGCGGGUACCAGGACGUGCAGGUGAUGUGGAACAUGCUGAGCUCGGAGAAGGAGGCCGUUGCCGCCGCUAGCGGCGACGCGCUGCCAAAGCCGCCGCGGAAGCGGCCGUUCUGGACCCUGCCGUUCUGGCCCGUCCGGUCGCCCCGCGCCACCGCCACCGCGCGGUGA
This is a messenger RNA of Miscanthus lutarioriparius, 294 nucleotides long. The record is from the annotation of a GenBank genome assembly. Lineage: Eukaryota; Viridiplantae; Streptophyta; Magnoliopsida; Poales; Poaceae.